Molecule: messenger RNA, 665 nt
Organism: Physella acuta
Lineage: Eukaryota; Metazoa; Mollusca; Gastropoda; Physidae
Product: perlucin-like protein
Source: RefSeq, a predicted model, not a curated record
AUGUGGUUCCACGCUUUCUACCGGAGCUGUGUCAUUGCGCUAGUCUUUGUGGCCGCCGCCACAUCUGCCGCGGACCUCUGGGGAGACACCAACGACGACGACCGCCUUACAAAAGCCACCGGCGUCCUUUUCCACGAGUCCCAAGUCUUCAAAGGCCACCGCUACUACCUCUCCAAGCCCCUGGGCUACCCUGACUUCGACACCUCCGAGGCGCUGUGUCACCUCAUCGGCGGCUACCUGGUGGAGGUCAACGACGCCGACGAGCACCGCUUCAUCAAAUCUUUCCUCAACACUUUCAGCGACAUCUCGUACGUGUACACGGGCGGAAGUGACGAGAAGAAAGAAGGCAGCUGGGUGUUCCGCGGGAGCGGGAAGCCCGUGACCUACUUUGAUUGGGUCGAAGGUCAGCCGGGCAGCGACACCCUGGCCAACUGUCUGGUGUACCACAAGACCACGUGGUGGGGUAUGGACGACAACGUCUGCACGUUCUCCGGGGGCAGCAGCCGAUUCAUGUGUGAAGUCCACGUCAAGCAAGACUCGUACUUCUCCAAAUUCUUCAAAUUGUUGUGGAAAUAAAGACAUUCAGUUUCAUUUUUUUCUAAACUACAUUUUAAAGAUAUUUUCCCUUUUUUUUAAUUUUUUUAAUCCUUGACUAUAGCAACCGU